Messenger RNA from Eutrema salsugineum, 1293 nucleotides. RefSeq names its product probable pectinesterase 56. The record is from RefSeq and is a predicted model, not a curated record. NCBI's taxonomy places the organism in Eukaryota, Viridiplantae, Streptophyta, Magnoliopsida, Brassicales, Brassicaceae. Gene Ontology annotation, molecular function: pectinesterase activity; pectinesterase inhibitor activity. Gene Ontology annotation, biological process: cell wall modification.
AUGCAAUCACCUCCCCGGUCUGUACCCGAAGCCGUCGAAGCCUCUGCUGUUACUAUUGAAUCUGCGUCUCAUGUCGAAGGGUCCGUAGUAACCGUUGCUACUGCUGUCGAAGGCACUGUCGUUGCUGGCGCUUCUCAGCCUACCGUGGCCGAUGAUUCUUCUCAACCUGACCUGAAAACCACUGCAGUAUCUCCGGCUCCGGCUCCCUUUCUCCCUAGUCUUGGAGCGUGGGCAAAGCCAUUGAAGAUGUCUUUGCCUUCUUCUCCAUCAGCGUCGUCCAUACUACGGGAAGCUGGUUCGAGCUUCGUCCAAGACCAAGAUAACUCAGUCCCGUCCCACUCGCAAUCUCUCUCUGCAAGUCAAUGUGAAGUUCAUACCAAGAACCUAGCCACGCAGGCGUUCAACAAUAAGCCCGAUCUUGUUGUCGCAAAAGACGGCACAGGUAAUUUUAGGACCGUUAAAGAGGCGGUGGCGGCAGCGCCGGAAAAGAGCCAAAAACGAUUUAUCAUAUUCGUGAAAGAAGGUACAUACGAUGAAAUCGUCCAAAUCGGGGAGAAUAAAACAAACAUAACUAUCAUAGGCGACGGUGGUGACAAAACAAUUCUCACCGGAAGUUUGAAUUGGAAGGAUGGUACCAAAACAUUCGAUUCUGCAACCUUAGCCGUAGAUGGAGAUGGUUUUAUGGCACAGGGUAUCUGCAUCCAGAAUACGGCCGGACCGGCGAAGGAACAGGCCGUGGCUCUCCGAGUGAGUGGCGAUAUGUCAGUCUUCUACAAGUGUUGUAUUAAAGCGUAUCAAGACACGCUGUACGCUCACAAGAACAGACAAUUUUACCGUGAGUGUUUCAUCACCGGCACCGUCGAUUUCAUUUGUGGAAACGCGUUGGCUGUGUUCCAGCGCUGCCAAAUUGAGGCAAGAAAGCCGGGUGAGAACCAGAAGAAUAUGAUAACUGCUCAACAAUGCAAUGACAAAAGACAAAAGUCAGCAUUUUCAAUUCAAAGAUGCGAGAUAAAGGCAGCUCCUGAUCUUGCUCCGUUCAAAGGAAACGUAACGACGUUUCUAGGACGCCCUUGGGGAGUGCUCUCAACUGUAGUCAUUAUGCAAUCCUUCUUAGAUGACUUCAUUGAUCCAGCGGGAUGGGCUCCGUGGGAGUCCGAUAAAGAACCACGACUUUCCACGCUGUAUUAUGGGGAGUACGAAAACACAGGCCCUGAAAAGUUCACCGUAGGACAACUAAUACAAGGUCAUUUAUGGCUUCAAUCCACCGGAGUUCCCUACGAGGAAGGUCUCUGA